This is a messenger RNA of Spathaspora passalidarum NRRL Y-27907, 657 nucleotides long. RefSeq names its product Nat4p (gene NAT4). Gene Ontology annotation, molecular function: histone H4 acetyltransferase activity; protein N-terminal-serine acetyltransferase activity; histone H2A acetyltransferase activity. The transcript has a single exon. Lineage: Eukaryota; Fungi; Ascomycota; Pichiomycetes; Serinales; Debaryomycetaceae. The coding region runs from base 1 to 657 and encodes 218 amino acids. The record is from RefSeq and is a predicted model, not a curated record. Gene Ontology annotation, cellular component: nucleus.
AUGAGUUUCCUGUUUGAGUUGGACGGUGAGAAAUUUAGCGAAUUCAAUGAAGAAGAUUUUGAUUUGAUGGAAACGAUUGCGGAAGAUCUAUGUUUAAAUCGCGUAACACCUAUAGAUUUGGACGAAGAGUUUGAAUUCCAUUGCGAACCAUCGCACAAUAUUGCCGAAGAGGAAAUUUUCCGUUUCAUUGAUGUAAUUGAUGAUAACAUAGGGCAUUUGUACUUGCGUUGCAAAGGUGCCGACUGGAAGGAUGACAAGGAAGAUGAACUCACUGAACCAGGUUUAAUUUACAUUUGGUUUACUCGGGAAGAAGAAUUGGUUGGGUUCGAUUGUUUCAAACUUUGCUUGGAUGACGACAAUAAAAUGGUCCUUUACUUGUAUGAAAUCCACCUAACCGAAGAAUAUCAAUGUCAACAUUUCGGGGGUAAAUUAAUUGCCGAAUUCCACAAUUUAGCAAAGAAAUUAAAAGAUUCCAACCAUGAUUUAUAUAAACAUCUCGAAGGUACCGGAUUGACGGUAUUCACAGAUAACUUACUGGCGUUGAAUUGGUACGAAAAUUUAGGAUACAAAUUAACAGAAGCCUCACCGCAAGAUAAAACGUUAAGGAAUGGGAAAAAUGUGAAACCCGAUUAUUAUUUAAUGAGACGGCCGUUGUAA